Raphanus sativus (radish) is the source of this 1038-nucleotide messenger RNA. Its product is annotated as probable disease resistance protein RPP1. Lineage: Eukaryota; Viridiplantae; Streptophyta; Magnoliopsida; Brassicales; Brassicaceae. Gene Ontology annotation, biological process: signal transduction; defense response. The annotation marks the transcript as partial. The transcript is spliced from 6 exons. The record is from RefSeq and is a predicted model, not a curated record.
AUGGAUCUUUACCUUCUCCUUGUGACAGUUUCUAGUCCAAGAAAACAGAGUAAUUGCUUCUUCUCCUUCAUCAUCAUCAUCUCUCCACCAUCUCCCCAGUCGUCUUUGCCUAUACACGAUGUCUUCCCGAGCUUCCACGGGGCAGAUGUCCGUAAAUCCUUUCUCAGUCAUCUUCUCAAGGAGUUUAGGAGCAAAGCAAUCAACCUGUUCAUUGAUAACGACAUCACUAGAGGAGAGUUUAUCGGCCCUGAGCUCAAAAGAUACGCUUCUUCCUCUUGGUGUCUCGACGAGUUAGUGGAGAUAAUGAAGUGUAAAGAAGAGUUAGGUCAAACAGUGAUGCCCGUUUUCUAUGAAGUUGAUCCAAGUGAUGUCAAAGAAGCAGGCCGUGAGUUUGGGAAAGUUUUUAAGAAACUUGUAAAGGUAAACCAAAUGAGGGAGAGUGAUGCAAAAAUGAUCGAAGAUGUUGCCACUGAGGUUGCAAACAAGUUGUUUAACUCCACGCCGUCAAGAGAUUUUGACGAAUUCAUUGGGAUGGAAGCUCAUAUGAACAAGAUUUCACGGGUUUUACGCACAGAUUUGGAUGAAGUGAGGAUGAUAGGGAUUUGGGGGCCGGCUGGGAUUGGCAAGACCACCAUUGCUAGGUCAAUGUAUACUCCACCGGUUUGUUCAGACGACCACAAUGUGAAGUUGCUUUUGCAGCAAAAGUUUCUGUCUCAACUACUCAACCAGAAGGAGGAGGAUUUCAAGAUUUCUCACUUGGGAGUUGCACGAGAAAGACUGAACGACAAGAAAAAGCAAUGGCCAAAGAAACUUGGUGGUUUGGUCAUGGAAGUCGGAUUAUCGUUACAAACGCAAGAUCGAAAGAUUCUGAAGGCACAUGGGAUAACUGAUAUUUACGAGGUUAAUCUCCGUCAGAUUGUGAGGCUAUUCAGAUGUUUUUGUAUGUACGCUUUUGGUCAAAAGUCCCCUGAAGAUGGUUUUGAGAAGCUUGUACGGGAAGUUACAAGACUCGCCGGUAAACUCCCUUUGGGACUAAGG